AUGGUUGAAGUAGAGGGAGACGGUGAGGGUCGUACUACUUAAGGCAACCAAGAGAGCAUCUUCAGCAUCAUUCUUAGCCCUUUUUCUACUUGAAAAAGGGGCCGAGGUGCAUGCACUCCGGGAUGCCAACGCCGUAGCUCUAAACCAACACUACUCCAAUCGCCCGCGCACUUGCUAACCGUCUCCGUAAACGUGUAGAAAAUCCGCAGAGCUUCGAGCCUAAGUGGGCCGUGGCAAAGCUUCGCGUGUUGCAAGAACAAGGGGACUGGGCAGGAAUUAGGUCGUUUAUUGGAAGUAGUGGAUUUUCGUUAAAAGCAGGAAACAGUACAACAGGAGAUGCACCUUCCUUUUCGACGAGGAGUACAAGUUCUCCUCAAGCAGGUGGCAACAAUGCCGCAAUUGCAGCAGAUCUAGGAGCAUUUGCAGAAUUUUGUCUUUCAGGUGGAGUUGGUCCUACAACAGAUGCUGAAUCUGAGAU
Molecule: messenger RNA, 478 nt
Organism: Amoebophrya sp. A25
Lineage: Eukaryota; Dinophyceae; Syndiniales; Amoebophryaceae
Source: the annotation of a GenBank genome assembly